This is a messenger RNA of Apis dorsata (giant honeybee), 2108 nucleotides long. Its product is annotated as cytochrome P450 9e2-like. NCBI's taxonomy places the organism in Eukaryota, Metazoa, Arthropoda, Insecta, Hymenoptera, Apidae. Bases 431 to 1963 code for a protein of 510 amino acids. The record is from RefSeq and is a predicted model, not a curated record. The transcript has a single exon. Gene Ontology annotation, molecular function: iron ion binding; heme binding; oxidoreductase activity, acting on paired donors, with incorporation or reduction of molecular oxygen.
AUUUUCGAUUUAUAUCACUGAAUCGUUUAUACGAUAUUUAAGAAUCAAAUAAUUAAUUACAAAUUAAAGAAACUUUGUUUAAAGUUACAUAUUAUUUUUCUUUCAACGAUUAAUCUUCGAUUCGAUCUGUGAUACGAAAAGAGGCAAAUGCCCUCUAUAUCUGAUAAUUCCACAUGACAGAAUUAAUUGAUUUCCGUAUCUGUAGCCUUUAUAAAAUUCAAGCUGAUAUUGUUUCUAAAAAUCAUUUAUCUGUAAAAGGAAAUCUUAUAAUGCACGUUAUCUGAAAAUCUGAGGUCAACACCCUCUUAUCCGGAAUAGUUCUCCUGCAAAAUUUUUGCUCUCCCUCCUUGUCCAUUUCCAUUAUAUAGGAGAAUUUGUUACCAUUCACGACAUUCUUUGAACAGUCAGUUUCUAACGUGUCUUCGUAACAAUGUCACAUUUGACUGCUUUCGAGUUACUCUUUACUACUUUGAUCUUCAUCAUCUUGGCCAAGCUUACUUCAAUACUGUACACACAGUUCACUUAUUGGAAGAGGAACAAAGUUCCGUACGUACGGUCAAGUCCUUUAUUUGGAACCGCUUGGAGAGUGUUCUUUCGCCUCGUCAGUUUCCCCAAUUACUGUAAAUAUAUUUACAAUUAUCACCCGGAUGCGAGAUACGUCGGAGUGAUGGAUUUCGCCACGCCGACCGUGAUCGUGCGCGAUCCAAAACUGAUCAAAGAGAUAGCCGUGAAGAAUUUCGACAAUUUCCCGGAUCAUCGAAGCUUCGUCACCGAGGAGAUGGAUCCUGUAUUCGGGAAGAACGUGUUCUCAUUGAAGGGUGACCGAUGGAGGGAGAUGAGGAACACACUCAGCCCCUCGUUCACGGCCAACAAGAUGAGAUUCAUGUUCGAUCUCGUGUCCAAGUGUUCCCGCGAUUUUGUCUCGUGUUUGCACGAUCGUUUGGAAUUUUCCUCCGAGAUCGAGGCGAAGAACGUGUUCACCAGAUACUCGAACGACGUGAUCGCCACGGUUGCCUUCGGCAUAACCGUCAACUCGGUCGAGGAUCCGGACAACGAGUUCUACAAGAGGGGUAUCGAUGUAUCCACGUUCUCCGGCACGUUUCGUUUCAUAAAAUUCAUGCUGUUCCGUUUGAACCCGCGUCUAACGAGGAUGGCAGGCCUCACGUUCCUGUCCCGCGCCACGUCCAAAUUCUUCUGGAGAGUGAUCUCUGAAACGGUGACCGCUAGGAAGAGACGCGGCAUCGUCAGACCGGACAUGAUACACCUCCUGAUGCGGGCGACCGAUUCCAAGAAGAAAUCCACCCACGAGAUGACCAUCGAUGACAUCGUGGCGCAGGCGUUCAUCUUCUUCCUGGCCGGUUUCGACACAACUUCCACCCUGAUGUGUUACGUGGUCUACGAGCUUGCCCUGCACCAGGACGUUCAACGGAGGCUGCGCGAGGAAGUGGACCGCCUGUUGGACGAUGGGAUGGAAAUCUCUUACGAGGACACGUUGGGAAUGGAAUACAUGGAGAUGGUGAUAUCAGAGACCCUUAGGAUGCAUCCACCGACGUUGUUAAUCGACAGACAAUGCGCCAAGGAGUUCCAUUUGCCUCCAGCUGGUCCAGGCUACGAAGGUGUUACGAUACAUCCCGGUGAAAAUAUUUGGUUCCCCGUUUUCGCGAUCCAUCGUGAUCCCGCGCAUUUCCCCGAUCCGGACAGGUUCGAUCCCGAACGAUUCAAUCGUGAGAAUAAGAAUGGCGUCGAUCCUUACGCGUACAUACCUUUCGGGGUUGGCCCCAGAAAGUGCAUUGGCAAUCGUUUCGCGUUGAUGGAAACCAAACUUUUGAUCGUUCAUCUAUUGCGAAAGUUCGUUAUAAAGCCUGGCGAGAAAACCAAGCAUCCCAUUGUGUAUAAGAAGGCUGAUUUCACAUUGAUGCCGAAAGAUGGCUUUUGGAUCACUUUUGAGAAGAGAAACAAUUAAACUUACCUUCUUUUAUUACGUUAUUUAUAACAUCGAGGUACGCUUGAUGGCGAAGGAUAAUUCGAUAAAGAUAAGUUGUAUUUCUGGUAAAGUUUAAUCUAAAUUCUAAUUUUAAUUUCAAUUUUUUGAAACUAAAAAUCGAAAG